GACGGCCGCCCCCUGCCGCCACGGCCGGGCCCCCAAGGCCACCAUGAAGAAGGAGGUGUGCUCCGUAGCCUUCCUCAAGGCGGUCUUCGCCGAGUUCCUGGCCACCCUCAUCUUUGUCUUCUUCGGUCUCGGCUCGGCCCUCAAGUGGCCAUCGGCACUGCCCUCCAUUCUGCAGAUCUCGAUGGCCUUUGGCUUGGCCAUAGGCACCCUGGCCCAGGCCCUGGGACCCGUGAGUGGAGGCCACAUCAACCCCGCUGUCACUCUGGCGCUCUUAGUAGGCAACCAGAUCUCGCUGCUCCGGGCUGUCUUCUACGUGGCAGCUCAGCUGGUGGGUGCCAUUGCCGGAGCUGGCAUUCUCUACGGGGUGGCACCGACCAAUGCCCGGGGCAACCUGGCCGUCAAUGCGCUCAACAACAACACGACGCCGGGCCAGGCUGUGGUGGUGGAGCUCAUUCUGACCUUCCAGCUGGCUCUCUGCAUCUUCUCCUCCACUGACUCGCGCCGCACCAGCCCUGUGGGCUCCCCGGCCCUGUCCAUUGGCUUUUCUGUCGUGCUGGGCCACCUUGUUGGGAUCUACUUCACUGGCUGCUCCAUGAACCCGGCCCGCUCUUUUGGCCCCGCAGUGGUCAUGAAACGGUUCAGCUCCUCGCACUGGGUCUUCUGGGUGGGGCCCAUUGUGGGGGCCAUGCUGGCUGCCAUCCUCUACUUCUAUCUGCUGUUCCCCCGUUCCCUGAGCCUCAGCGAGCGUGUGGCCAUCAUUAAGGGCACGUAUGAACCAGAGGACGACUGGGAAGAGCGGCGUGAGGAGCGCAAGAAGACCAUCGAGCUGACUGCCCACUGACCCGCAUCAGGCAGGCACGGAAAUCACAGGAGAGAAAAAGAGAAGAAAAACGUGACAGCAAAGCUUCCUUCCCCACAGCUGGGCCUCUUGCCUGGGAAGAAGGUGCUGGCUCCCCAGGCUGCACAGUUUGAGACAGGAGCAGGAGCUGAUGGGCUGCUCCAGGAGGGGCCAGAGCUGGAGUCUGGUGGGGGCCAGGUUUUUCUGGGACAGGGCAGACUGUGCUGCUGCAAUGUCAGACAUCAGAAAUUAAAGGCAGUGCCAAACUUUCACGCUGCCCCUGGGCUAGGGCGGACAGGUGUGUCUGUGUCUGUUUCCCCACUCUCCCUAACCCCUCGAGAGCUAGAGCCAGCCCCUGGGGGGCUGCUUCAGGCCUCCCCCAGAGCACCUUAGCGGGGAGACAGGCUGUUUCCUUGAAUGCCACCUUAUUUAUUUUUGGACAAGGAUGCUUGGAAUGGGGCUGCUGGUGUUUGGGUUGGGAACUCCCAAUAAAACAC
Messenger RNA from Fukomys damarensis (Damara mole-rat), 1335 nucleotides. It is a transcript of the gene Aqp5, whose product is annotated as aquaporin 5. Gene Ontology annotation, molecular function: water channel activity. The coding region runs from base 44 to 841 and encodes 265 amino acids. Gene Ontology annotation, cellular component: plasma membrane; apical plasma membrane. The transcript is spliced from 4 exons. NCBI's taxonomy places the organism in Eukaryota, Metazoa, Chordata, Mammalia, Rodentia, Bathyergidae. Gene Ontology annotation, biological process: transmembrane transport. The record is from RefSeq and is a predicted model, not a curated record.